Messenger RNA from Loa loa (African eye worm), 572 nucleotides. RefSeq lists its product as hypothetical. The record is from RefSeq and is a predicted model, not a curated record. Lineage: Eukaryota; Metazoa; Nematoda; Chromadorea; Rhabditida; Onchocercidae. The annotation marks the transcript as partial. The transcript has a single exon.
UAACAAUUCUGUACGAUCAACAAUACAUCAAAACGUUACCAUCUUGCAUCAUAUCAAUUCCAACAUCAUCAUCAUCAUCAUCAUCAUCAUUAUCAACGGCAACGCUGUUACCAUAUACCGUUGCUGCAACAUUUGAUAAUUUAAAUCAAUCCGGAAAAUUUCCCAAUACCACCACCGUAUUUUAUCCGUUCUCAGGAUAUACAAUAACAAGAACAACAACAGCAACAGCAACAACAACAACAACAACAACAUUGAUACCAGCUGGUGAAACUCAAUUGGCAUUUCUAAGCCAUCCAAACGCAAAUAUUUCUACUAGAACUUAUUUUCAACAACCGUAUCCCAAUUUUCAACCUUCUACUACAGCUGCUGUAACAGCUACAACAUUUCUUCCCGGUAAUAUCCUAAAAAAUACUGGUAUUACCGGUAUUCCAUUCAGUACUAGUAACAAACGUAAAUCAUCACGGAUUUACGGUAAUAGAUCGGAUAAUAAAUUAUAUCGUGAUAAUCAUUUUGCUACUAUAUCUGAAUCAUCAUCAUCUAUAACACCUGUAAAUUCAAAAAAACGUGUCUAA